CCCGGCGGGCCGCGCGCGGCCGCUUUUGAAUGGCUCUGAGUGGGGCCCGGGACCCGAGGGACGCUCUAGGCUGCCGGCGCGGUUUGUCAGCGCCAGGGUUGGGCUGAGGCGCCGCGGUACCAUGAGGCGCUGGUAUUUAAGAGAUUAUGGCAUCUGAAACCUACAAUGUUAAAAAACGGAACUUCUGUAAUAAUCUUGAGGAUCAUUCCAUUGAUCUUCCUAGAAAAAGGAUCUCUAAUUUCACUAAAAAGAACAUGAAGGAGGUUAAGAAAUCUCCAAAACAGUUGGCUGCUUACAUAAAUAGAACAGUUGGACAAGCUGUGAAAAAUCCAGAUAAACUGCAUAAGGUGAUUUAUCACAGAAAGAAAGUUCGUCAUUCCUUUCCAAGUCCUUGUUACAGAAGAAAACAGUCCCCUCGAAGUGGGGCCUGUGACAUGGCAAAUAAAGAAAAUGAACUGGCUUGUGCAGGCCACUUGCCUGAAAAAUUGCACCAUGAUAGUCGAACAUAUUUGAUUAACUCCAGUGAUUCUAGUUCUUCACAAACAGAAAGUCCAUCAUCAAAAUACAGUGGUUUUUUUUCUGAGGUGUCUCAGGACCAUGAAACAAUAGCUCAAGUUUUGUUCAGCAGGAAUUUGAGAUUGAAUGUAGCUUUAACUUUCUGGAAAAAGAGAAGUAUAAGUGAACUUGUAGCUUAUUUGGUGAGGAUAGAAGAUCUUGGAGUUGUGGUAGAUUGCCUUCCUGUGCUCACUAAUAGUUUACAGGAAGAAAAACAAUAUAUUUCCCUUGGCUGCUGUGUAGAUUUGUUGCCUCUAGUAAAGUCACUGCUUAAAAGCAAAUUUGAAGAAUAUGUAAUAGUUGGUUUAAACUGGCUUCAAGCAGUCAUAAAAAGAUGGUGGUCAGAACUAUCAUCCAAAACAGAAAUUAUAAAUGAUGGAAAUAUUCAAAUUUUAAAACAACAGUUAAGUGGAUUAUGGGAACAAGAAAACCAUCUUACUUUGGUUCCGGGAUAUACUGGUAAUAUAGCUAAGGAUGUAGAAGCUUAUUUAUUACAGUUGCAUUGAGAGAUUUCAUCUAUUAAAGACCACUUGGUUUUUUGAAACAUCCCUGGACUAUGAUUUACUAAAAAGACCUCCUCUGAGAAAUGUGAACUGUGGAAGAAAUCAAAAACACUUUUCUUUUUAAAAAGCCACAUAGUGAAACCACUAAUAAAGCCCUAACAAUCUACUUCACAUUGAAGUGGAAAAAUAUCCAAAAGGAGCAGCUUCAACUUCAAUGAGGUGAAAGUGCACUAUGAAGAUUGUUCACCUUUGCUGCAUUUGGGAUUUAUAUGGUUAUUUGGUAACAUUGUUUAAGAACUACUGGGUCUUAAUGCAAUCUUGCGUAAGAAUAUAAUUUAUACUAUGUGAAAAAAUAAGAUGGGACUUAUUACCAGAAACUACAAAGACCAAUCUACACAUUUUUUAAGAUUUGUUUUAUGAAAAAGCACAUAAAUGUGUGCAGCUAUUUUCUUAUGUUGAAAAGACUCAACGUUAAAAACAUCAUAGUAAAAAAUCAAUAUUAAACAUUUUUGUCCACACUGA
Nycticebus coucang (slow loris) is the source of this 1580-nucleotide messenger RNA. RefSeq names its product katanin regulatory subunit B1 like 1 (gene KATNBL1). The transcript is spliced from 10 exons. Lineage: Eukaryota; Metazoa; Chordata; Mammalia; Primates; Lorisidae. Gene Ontology annotation, cellular component: nucleolus. Gene Ontology annotation, molecular function: microtubule binding. Bases 147 to 1061 code for a protein of 304 amino acids. The record is from RefSeq and is a predicted model, not a curated record.